Messenger RNA from Lodderomyces theae, 2181 nucleotides. RefSeq lists its product as uncharacterized. The record is from RefSeq and is a predicted model, not a curated record. Lineage: Eukaryota; Fungi; Ascomycota; Pichiomycetes; Serinales; Debaryomycetaceae. The transcript has a single exon. The coding region runs from base 1 to 2181 and encodes 726 amino acids.
AUGCCACAGAAACCAAAUGAAUCCCUGCCCCAGACUGGUAAAGUAAAUUCACCGUUAUCUCCACUCCGAUUAUCAGUUAUUGAUUCAAGUGUCAAUACCAAUCCAUCUUCACAGUCAGUGAAACCUAGGCUACCGUCCUCUUCAAGAACGAACCACCACCAGAAGCCUAAACCAUUGUAUGCUAAUACCUCAAAGAAUAAUGGAGUUAAGGAAUUUACCACAGAUGCAAACCUUGACCUGUUUGUACAAAACUCGUUAGGAACAAACACUGAUAAAGCGGUUUUACAAAGCCAAGCACAGCACAUAUCUCUGGAACUUUUCACCAAAGAUGAAGUGAAGAAAGCUGGCGCUUUAGCUUCGCUUUUUCUAGACACGAGAAAUAUCCUUCAAGCAGAGUGUAAUGUUGUUGAUCCCUCACCAAACUUGGAUCCAAACCCACUUCACCAUGAUUAUCGAUAUGAGGAUGCCAAGAUCAGUCGAGGUACAUUUAUACGCGCGGAAAAGGUGAAGUCAAUGCUAGGAGUGAAAUACCUACACAUUGAGCGUAUUUAUGACUGGAAUGAAACUUAUAAAGACGAUAACAGUCACCCCGGUGUUGAAGGAGUGUACAAUCCACUCCAGAUUUUGAGAAAUAGAAAGAUACGUGCCAAGUACCAUGAGUAUCCUAAACCACUCCAUAUGAAAACGAUUCCCCUUGCGUGUAAUGUGUUUAGCAAGCACAACCAACCGGGUCACAGGCACCACUUGAGGAAGGAUUGGAAAAUGGUGUGGGCCAUUGAAUUGGAGGAAUAUAUUGGAGACUCGAGAUGGAGGGUCCACCAUUGGAAUGAGUUGAAGGAUCCUCAUGGAAAUUAUUGGUUCCCUGAUGAGUACCUGGAGCAUGGCGUCACUCAUGACAAAAAGAAGCAUAGAUUUAGACAAAGACUACAUGACAGAUUAUUUGAAUUGGCGGAUGAAGAUGCGAAGCACAAUAAGCCAGAAAAUGAAGCAAAGGGGGACAAAUCGCUACUAGGGGUACUGAAAUCUUUGCUGGAGCCGUCAACUGGCUCAGAAAGCGACCCUCAAAACUCGAAAUAUCUUGAAAAUGACAACUCUUCUCAUCGACCCAAUAACGACCACAAGCACACACAUAGAUUCAGAACAAAAGUAAAACGCUUCUACCGAGGAGAAUCUUCGUCAUCCAUCUUGUUGAAACAACUAACGUCAUCCUCGGAUGAUAAGCUGUCGAGUGCCCACGACCCGUCGGGUUUGGAACACGGAGAAAAUGGGCUCAAGCUAGCACGUAGUGGUUCAGAUACAGCUGGAUCUGACGAAGAGAAGCGUCGUAGCGUACCGUUGAUUCAAGGGCCCGAGAUGGAAACACAACCUAGUGCGACAACAAACGGCCAUUCGGUGGCACCGCCAACAAUACGUAUCGAGCAAAGUACACCAGAUCCUUCAAUUCAAUCAAAAUUGCAAAAUGUUGAGAUACGUCAUGCUCAACGUAUAUCUAAUGAUGAUUUACUCGCAAGUGCUUCCUCGUCCAAUGAAAAUGAUGACAGACUGACCAAAAUGGAUAAAACUGACUCCACUGUAACAACUCCGGCAAACGAUCGCGAAGAACAAAAUUUGACCAAAAUAAUCAGCUGUAUAAGUUAUUUGCGACAAUCGUGUUCUCUGCGUAUGCAAUAUUUGUUGACAAUCUAUCCCAAAUACUUGCAAUUGGUGCUGAAUAAAGUGGAUCAUAUCAAGUCUAGUUCAAUUUUGGAAGUGUUGCAGUUGAUGUCACUCAUUACCGAUGAAAGUCUACCGGCCUUGGAAGAUUUGCAACGAGGAUGCUUAGACGAAAGUAAGUCUAUCCUUCACAUGGUGAACAACACAUACUCAAUCAAGAUUGAUACCUUGUUGAGUGCUGGGGAUCGAUCCAUUUCGGAAAUCAACGCAUCGUUAUCGCUCGAUUUGAGGAAAACUAAUGAACGGCUAGAGGCACUAGAGGAGUCAUUGUUGAAAUCUAGCUUUAAUAAAGUCAAGUUGAAGCCGGACUUGACUAGUGAUGCUACGAUGAAUUACAAAAUCAUUUAUUUAAUUCUUGAAAAUAUAAUUGUGGGGGUUUUGAAGUUGGUUUGGGUGGUGGUUAAUAUUUAUAAGGUUUUGGCAUGGAUUGUAAAACUUGUUUGGAGAUGUAUACAAGUGUUUAUUUAA